Plasmodium relictum is the source of this 1277-nucleotide messenger RNA. RefSeq names its product conserved Plasmodium protein, unknown function. The transcript has a single exon. The annotation marks the transcript as partial. NCBI's taxonomy places the organism in Eukaryota, Apicomplexa, Aconoidasida, Haemosporida, Plasmodiidae. The record is from RefSeq and is a predicted model, not a curated record.
AUGAUAAAGUUUGAUAAAAAAAAAAAUGAGCAAACGAAGAUAGAAAGCAAUAAAAAAAAAUUUAAAUUUAAAAAUGAGUAUAAAUAUGUGGAUGCAACAAAUGUAUUAAAAAAUAUUUUUCUAAAAGAUAAAAAGAAAGAAAAUUAUUCAAAAAAAGUAGCACCACCAAAAAAGGUUAUUGUAAAUAAAAAAUUAAACGAUUUUAUUAAUAAUAAAAAAAGUCUGCAAUUAGAUAUUAUCGAAAAAAGAGAUAAAAUAAUUAAUUUAUCAAAUAAAGAAAACAAAAGAAAAAACAAUGAAGAAAAAAAUGAAAAUUCUAAUAAAUACAGUAUAGAUAAAUCAUUUUAUUACAAUAAGAACAAAAAGGUAGAUAUUCCUUUAAACUUCAUGAAAAGUAAUUCUACAAAAAAAAACAUUAACUUACCUAUUGUAUAUACCAGAAAAAAAAAGAUUUAUUCUUCAUCUGAAAGCUCUGCAAGUGAAAAAACAGGAAAUGGGAAUGGAAUAGAAAAGGAAAAUGUUGAAAAAAGGGAAAUUGAAGAAGAAAUAGAAGAAUAUGAGGAAGAAAUAGAGGAAGAUGAAGAAGAAAUAGAGGAAGAUGAAGAAGAAACAGAGGGAGAUGAAGAAGAAAUAGAAGAAUAUGAAGAAGAGAUAGAGGAAGAUGAAAAAGAAAUAGAGGGAGAUGAAAAAGAAAAAAUAAAGGAAGAUGAAGAAGAAAUAGAAGAAUAUGAAGAAGAAAUAGAAGAAGAUGAAAAAGAAAAAAUAGAGAAAGAUGAAGAAGAAAUAGAAGAAUAUGAAGAAGAAAUAGAAGAAGAUGAAAAAGAAAAAAUAGAGGGAGAUGAAGAAGAAAUAGAAGAAUAUGAAGAAGAAAUAGAGGGAGAUGAAGAAGAAAUAGAGGGAGAUGAAAAAGAAAUAGAAGAAUAUGAAGAAGAAAUAGAGGGAGAUGAAGAAGAAAUAGAAGAAUAUGAAGAAGAAAUAAAAGAAGAUGAAAAAGAAGAAAUAGAGGAAGAUGAAGAAGAAAUAGAAGAAUAUGAAGAAGAAAUAGAAGAAUAUGAAGAAGAAAUAGAGGGAGAUGAAGAAGAAAUAGAAGAAUAUGAAGAAGAAAUAAAAGAAUAUGAAGAAGAAAUAAAAGAAGAUGAGAAAGAAAAAAUAGAGGAAGAUGAAGAAGAAAUAGAAGAUGAAGAAGAAGAAAUAAAGGGAGGUGAAGAAUUAAUAGAAGAAGAUGAAAAAAAAGAAAUAGAUGGAGAUGAAGACGAAGAAAUAGAAGGAUAUGAAGA